UUCUUGUCAUCAAAAUGUCAGAUAUCAAAGUCAAACGAAACGGAUUUAUAUAAACAUGCUGGUUUUGUUUAUAAACGUAAUAUUUCGGUUUUAACGUAAUUGCAGACCUUGAGUAGGUUGUAGUGGUGUGGUUGGACUGCAAACCGGCCAAUACGUGAGCUUCCAACAGUUUCGAACAACUUAAGUAUUCUCCCGCGUCUAGGAUGUCAGUCAAUCAAAACACUUCGAACAGUAAAGUACAACCUAAGGGAAAACGAGGCUCUAUGAAUCGACCGCAAAGUGGCCUCAUCGAUGGGGACAUUUUCUAUGGCUUUCGUUCGGAUAUAGAAAAUGAUUGCCCUCUUACGCCAGCCUACAAAACGAAACUCUUUAAUUUGUUUAGACUUAUUGAAAAAGAAUUUGAUAUUUUGUACCAAGAAAAUCAAACACUACAAGAUAAAAUAGAAGUAUUGAACGAAAAAAUUGAACGAGAUACGUUUGAUAAAUCAGACUGCGUUGAUUUUGAAAACAACAUAUCAAAAGUUUUAACAAAAAAAUUGAGCUCGUCAUCUCAAAAGUCCAAAACAGCUCAUAAACUGAAGGCGCAAACUAGUAAAAUUGUGUCUAGUUUUAAGGCUCCCCAGUAUAAUUGUGGGUUAGUCAAGGAUUAUGCUGGACACAAAGAUGGUGUUUGGGAAGUGUCAGUUGCAAGGCCUGGGGUACCUGUCAUUGGGACAGCUUCUGCAGAUCACAGCGCAUGCAUAUGGAGUAUAGAAACCACUCGUUGUUUACUGCAGUAUCAAGGACACACAGGAUCCGUUAAUUCUAUUCGAUUUCAUCCUUCCAAGGAUCUGGUUUUGACUGGAAGUGGUGAUUGCACCGCUCAUAUUUGGCAGGCUGCCUUAAAUUGGGACUUACCGAAGGGUCACUCUUCUGAAGAAGAAUUGGAAGGAGACGAACUCGACGAUAAAUUAGAUGCAAAAAUUUCGACGCUCCGUACGCCUAUUAGAGAAUUAUUGGGUCACAGUGGUGCUAUUUCUGCCGCCGAAUGGCUAGUCGGCGCCGAUCAAGUUAUCACAGCGUCUUGGGAUAGAUCUGCAAUUUUGUUCGAUGUUGAAACAGGUUCAUUAUUAACAACUCUUUCAGGCCAUGAUCAAGAAUUAACUCAUACGGCAACUCAUCCCUACCAGAGGCUGGCAGUUACAUCCUCACGAGAUGCAACGUUUAGACUCUGGGAUUUCCGGGAGAACGUACAUUCUGUCUCAGUGUUUCAAGGACAUACAGAGAGUGUAACAUCGGCCGUAUUCACCAGAGAGGAUAAAGUUAUUUCCGGUUCCGACGACCGGAGUGUGAAAGUUUGGGAUUUGAAAAAUAUGCGGUACCCCGUAGCUACAAUCAGGGUGGACUCGGCUGUAAAUAGGCUGAGCGUUUCCGCCAGUGGAAUUAUUGCCAUCCCGCAUGACAAUAGACAUGUUAGAUUGUUUGAUUUGACAGGGCAGAGAUUAGCGAGAUUACCUCGUUCUAGCAGACAGGGACACAAUAGAAUGGUAGCAAGCGCAGCGUGGGUGGAUGACAACAUCGGCAACGUCAGUUUAUUUACUUCUGGUUUUGAUAGAAGAGUUUUAGGAUGGAACGUGGUUUCGUUGAAAGAUCAGUAAAUAUUUAUAAGUUUUCUUGUUGUAUAUGUGAUAAGUAUUUAUUAUAAUUAUUUUAAAUAUAAAUAUUUUUUUAGAA
Molecule: messenger RNA, 1713 nt
Organism: Zophobas morio
Lineage: Eukaryota; Metazoa; Arthropoda; Insecta; Coleoptera; Tenebrionidae
Gene: Wdr37
Product: WD repeat-containing protein 37
Exons: 8
Coding region: 204-1637 (477 amino acids)
Molecular function (GO): protein binding
Source: RefSeq, a predicted model, not a curated record